GAAAGACGUCUUUCCCUGAUAUCGUAUUUUGGAGGUCUUUAGUCAUCGUGAUAGUGAUACACCAUGUACAUCAUCGACUGACUAUAACGAUUCCUAUAGCCCUGUGCUGUAAUCAUAAUUUUGUCGGCCUAUACCCUUGGUUUGAACGUCUGGGAAUCAUCAUGUUUCUUGAAUUGGUAAUGUUGACACUACUUGUUCAAGACGUCAUUGCACCCCACCAGCAUCAUGAUCUUGCAGGGUACAGGGACUUCUAUAUUCAUGGCCUCAACAGACAACAACUGAUUUCCCAUUAUUUCCUGCUUGGUUAUACUGCAGUACAAAUCUGUUCCAUCCUCGCCCUUCAUCAUAACAUUUGGCUGAGUGUACGUCAUCUGCGCAGGUUAAUGUGGGCCCAGGGUUUACGAAUACAUAGACAACAUGCUCGAAUCCGUGAUAUUGUAUCUGCUAUGAGAACUGAAAUAAGUGGAAGUGGAAGGUUACUCGGCUAUCGUCUGAUGUGGCACAGGUUGAACUUUCAAUACGGACUACGAGUAACACAAAAUACUACAAGAUUGCUUCUAGGCAUCCUUGAUCCAGCAGGAGUGGGGUUAAGAGCACGUGGUCGACUUUUUCGAAGACAAUAUUCUUGUUCCGGGCCUAACCAUCUAUGGCAUAUCGACGGCUAUGACAAACUUAAACAAUUCGGAUUUGCAAUUCACGGGGCCAUUGAUGGAUUUUCACGUAAAGUCUUGUGGCUACGUGUGGGCGCAAGUAAUAAUAAUCCAGAGUUAAUAGCUGGCUUGUUCUUGAAGCAAGUGAAGCAGGCAAGAGGAAUGCCAACAAUUCUUCGGUGUGACAGAGGAACUGAAAAUAGCAUUGUGAGAGUUCUACAGAUGGGUCUUCGAAUGGAUCAUCAUGAUGAGCUUUCCGGAUUUCGAAGUUUCAUGUAUGGGCGAUCAACAAGUAAUCAGCGAAUUGAAUGCUUUUGGUCCCAGUUCCGACGAAUGGUUGCACAGUUCUGGAUAAACUUUUUCAAAGAUGUGAGGGACAGAGGUCUUUUUGACAAUAGCAAUGGGAUACAUGUUGAGUGUGUCAGAUUUUGUUUUACAUCACUGUUGCAGGCUGAAUUCGACAGAGCUGUUCGCAUGUGGAAUAACCAUUCAAUUCGUCACCAGCUUCACAGAGAGUGUCCAUCAGGUAAACCGAAUAUGUUGUAUCAUACACCGGAACUCUAUGGGAGUACUGACCGGCUAAAACCAUUGCUGGUCAGUGAUGAUGAACUUUAUGAAGUCGAGGUCCAGUAUAGCAGAACGUAUCAUCAGUAUGGAUGUAGCGAUCAGUUUGUGGAUGUGCUCAGAGAGAUUGUAGGUGAAGAUAUUUCUAACUUUGAAAUGCCAUCAACAGCAGAAGAAGCACUGUUACUGUAUCGACAGAUUCUUGAAGUAAUUGAUCUUCUCUCGGAUUAACAGUGAAGAAUUAAAGAAGUUAAAACUUACCACCUACCCAAAUUGGCAUGUCAUUGUUUCCAAACGUGAUGUAAAUAAUAGGUAACUAUAAACAAAUAAAUAGUAAUAUUUG
Messenger RNA from Asterias rubens (European starfish), 1557 nucleotides. RefSeq lists its product as uncharacterized. Lineage: Eukaryota; Metazoa; Echinodermata; Asteroidea; Forcipulatida; Asteriidae. The record is from RefSeq and is a predicted model, not a curated record. Gene Ontology annotation, molecular function: nucleic acid binding. Bases 162 to 1445 code for a protein of 427 amino acids. The transcript has 2 exons.